AUGGCUCUCUUUUCCCUUGUCGCGCUGUCUGUAUUCGCCUCCUUCGCCUCCGCCAAAUGCUAUGAUCAUUCGCCCGCGUUCCCCAUGCCGUUAUGGCAGCACGGAACCAGAGACCUUGCGUCUGCGUUACACGGCAUAUCUGAGAAGCUCAAGGCCGUCGUGAGCGACAAUAAGUAUGAAAUGUCCUCAUUCUCCGUCGAACUCACUUCAAACAUGGACACACUAUGGUCACAGCACCACACGGCCCGUAAGCAGAACGCGACACGCCCAGGCACAACCCAUGUCAGCGGCGACAGCCAGUACCGUAUAGCUUCCGUCACAAAGUCCUUCACAGUUCUCGGCGUCCUGUACCAGCAUGCUGCCGGCAACCUCAGCCUCGAUGAUCCAGUCCUGAACUACAUCCCGGAGCUUUCCAGCCCAGACAGCGGCAAGCUGCCAUGGAAGGACAUCACCAUCCGCGCUCUGGCCUCCCAGAUCUCUGGACUGCCACGAGAGAUGGGUCAAGGUGACUUGUUCGGCAUCCGAGAUCCCACAGAUUACGGCUUGCCGCCAGUAGAGGGAAACGGCCUGCCAACUUGCUAUUGGUACAAUCACUUCGUCCCAUGCAACAAGUCGGAAUUAUUCCGUGACCUAAAAACCAAGGAUCCGCUGUUUGCGCCCAACCAGAAGAGCACAUACGGCAACGUCAACUUCGCCCUACUGGGAUUGGUGCUCGAGAACGUGACGGGCGUGUCUUACAGCGACUACAUGCGUACUGCCAUCUUCGAGCCCCUCGACCUGACCUCCACGUUCCUCGACGCACCGUCGGAUGAGAACGCCGUUCUGCCUGUCGGACAAUAUUACUGGGGCGUCGACGGCGGUGUUCUCAGACCCAGUGGCGGUAUCUACACCAGCUCCUCAGACUUGAGCAAGUACCUCCGCUACGUCCUCACGCACUUCAACGCCCUUGCUACUGGGGUGAACUGGUUCAUGCCCGCCAGCUGGGCGACAGGUCUACGAAGCUUCUACGGGAUGCCGUGGGAGAUCUUCCGCACGGAGAAGAUACUGCCGGAAACCGACCGCCCUGUGACACUCGUGACGAAGGGUGGUGGGCAGCCAGACUAUUUCUCGAAGAUCAUAAUGAUGCCUGAGUAUGGGCUGGGCUUGACGAUCCUGACUGCGGGACAUCAAGAUUUAUUGGGGGAGUUACAGGAGAUCCUCACUACGAAUGUAGUGAGGGCAGCGGAAGAAGUAAUAUGGCGGGAUGUCGAGAAGACGUAUACCGGCACGUAUCUUGCCACAAACAGUUCACUGAACUCUUCUCUCGAGCUCGCCUCUUCGCCAUCCACAAGCCUCAUAGUCAACACCUUCAUCUCGAACGGCACGAACGUCUUCAACCAGCUCUUGCCAGGCCUUCACGGCUCCGAUGAGCACCCUUGGCGGGCGCAGCUAGUGCCCACUCUUCUGUACAAGAACGAGACAGCACAGCAAGGGGAGGUUUGGCGAUUGCUUGUCACUGCCGAGCGGAUGGGGGAGGAGAGUGGUGUAUGGGAUGACUUCUGCUCUACCGAUAUCGAUGUCGCUUCUUACGCUGGGCUGCCCGUGAAUGAGGUUGUGUUCUGGCAUGAGGAGGAUGUGAUUGAGUUGCCUGCUUGGAGGGUUAAGCUGAGACGACGAAUUGGUGAUGAAGAACAAGCGAAACUCGUCGUCCAAGAGCUGAGAUGA
Messenger RNA from Anthostomella pinea, 1704 nucleotides. Lineage: Eukaryota; Fungi; Ascomycota; Sordariomycetes; Xylariales; Xylariaceae. The record is from the annotation of a GenBank genome assembly.